AUGGACUCUCCGAAAUCAUCUCCUGCGUCUCGAUGUCCAAACAUCAGAUGUUAUUCUGGUCAAGCAGACAUCAACUCAUCAGGCAUUUUUUCAUCAAGCAGUGGCUCGGUAACAGGCACUGGUACGGGAGGACGCACGGGUUCGGCAGCAUACAAUGGUUCUGCUGCAAGCAGUCCAGCAGGCAACGCAUCAAGCGACGGUCUGGAGGGUUUGAACGAGGAGCAGCGAGCAGCGGUGGUGGCAUCUCCGGACGGCUGUGUGCGCGUGGUGGCUGGUCCUGGGUCCGGCAAGACCCGCGUGCUUACCCACCGUGUCGUGAACCUGAUCAAGAACCUCGGGGUUCACCCCCGGAAGAUACUGUGCAUCACCUUCACCAACAGAGCAGCCAAUGAGCUUGUGACACGUCUCCAGGUCCUCCUCUCUCCAGAGGCUGCUGCAGCCGUCCAUGUGGGGACCUUUCAUGGCAUUGCAGCUCGCAUUCUCAGGCACGAGAUGCUUCCAUCACUGCGCAAUCGGAGAUGCUACCGGGACUACACCAUUUACGAUGAGGAUGACUCGCUGCGAGUGAUUAAGGAGAUUGAUAAACAGGAGAAAGAAAGACUUGCUAAGAUCAGCCCAUAUCAGCCAGGAAAAUCCAGUUCAGCAGCAGCAGCAGCAGGAGGAGCAGCAGGAGCCAAUACAGACGGCCUAUACGAGGCCAUGUCGCACCUCUCUCUCCAAUCAGGCAACGCCACGUCAGCAGCACAGGCAGCGGUGGCAGAAGUUUUAGGGGAUGCGGGGGGUGGGGGGGUGGGCGGAGAUGGGGUAGAUGGGGAUAAGGAGGGAAACCGGUUGAAAAAUAUAAGGGAUGCGGUGUUGAGGUAUAAGGAGGGGGGGAUGAAAGAGGACAUGAGGGGGAGAGUGGGGGAGAGGAGGAGAGGCAGGUUCGAAGGGGAGUUGAGCAUAGGAGGCUCCAUUCCCAGAUACGCCAAGUUGUACGAGGACGAGCUGAGGCGCAGCAACGCGUUGGAUUUUGACGACCUCACACACUUCCUCCUCGACCUGUUCCACUCUCAGCCCCACGUUCUCCAAAAAUACCAGGAGCGCUUUCAGCAUGUGCUGGUGGACGAGUUUCAGGACACGGAUUCGUUCCAGUACGAGAUAGUGCGGCUACUGACACUCAACUCCAAGCGCCUGUUUGUUGUGGGAGACAUUGACCAGUGCAUCUACUCCUGGCGGGGAGCAGAGUACCACUACCUGCAGCGGCUUUUAGAUGAAGACUUUGAUCAUGUCACCACGCUGCAGCUUCGCAGCAACUACAGGUCAUCCCAAAGCAUUCUACAGGCAGCAAACCGAGUGAUUCAGGGAGGACCCAGGGACAGGCGCGUUGGGGGAGGCACACUGGAGCUAAAACCCACCAAGCCCCCAGGCCAUCCGGUGUUCUUCUCCUUCUUUCCAUCAUGUGCCAGUGAAGCCGCAACGAUUGCAGAGGAGAUAGAGAGUCUCGUCGACCCUGCUGAGCUGUCCCCCUGGCGGGGGCAAGCAGGGGCGAGGGGAGUGGGGGGGGUUGGGGGAGGGGAGGGGCGAGGGCAGGGGGAAGAGGAUGGGCUGGGUGUUGCGCGGUCUUACAAAGUUUACCCUUCAGGGGAUUCUGUUGUUUUCCCAUCCAUAGGCUUGGGGGCCAAGUCAUGGGCAGCAGUGCAGCAGUGGGCUCAGGGCCUCGACUCCCCUGCGGGCACUGCAAUCCUGGAACUAGCAUUGGGAAAGCAUACCGACAACCCUCCUCCCGUUUCCAAGAAAGCCAGGGAGAAUCUCCUCAGCUUCGCUCACCUCAUCCUCUCCUUCCGCCGUGCAGUAGGCACAGUUGACGACGCCGAUUCAAGCCUGGGCUCGUCGAAUCCGAGUGACUCGAGUCAGAGUGCGAACACGGGUGGGACAAAGGAGCUGCCUCAUGCCGGAGGGCUGCUGGGGACGAUAGUUGACGUGCUUGGGUUGAAGCAGGAGUACAGCCCGGCAGCAGCAGCAGCGGCAGCAGCAAAGAGCCGGUCCCCCAACCCUGCUGCGUUGAGGCAGCGGUAUGAGGAGGAGGGGAAGAGAGCUCUCGACCAGAUGGAACGACUGCAGGACCUAGCUAACAGGUUCGGCCCGAGCUGUGGAGUUGGUAUGGAGGGAGUGCGGAACUUUCUGGAGCAGAUCGCACUGCUUUCAGGGGAGAUUCACGAGUCUGGGGGCAAGGAGGCACAGCUGUCAGCCAAUGCCGUACGGCUGAUGACCAUUCACAAGGCCAAGGGGCUGGAGUUCCCUGUGGUCUUCCUGACAGGCCUGGAGAAUCGAAUCCUGCCGCUGAUUCAGCCGAGGGGGCGUGAGGAGGAGAGGCCUGGGUGGGAGAGGGUUACUAUAGGGAAGGGGAAUAAGCAUUCCCACCAUCAUAAACAACAACAGCAUCAUCAUCAUUCUCAUCAGCAGCAGCAGGUUAUGAGGAGAGGAGACACUAGGGUACAGAGUGGGGGGGCGGAGAAGGACAUUAUGUUUGACGAGGAGGAGAGGAGACUUUGCUACGUGGCAAUGACCCGCGCUCAAGAUCGACUGUACUUGAGUGGUGCACAGCAGCGCAAAUUGUAUAGGGAAACCUUGCAAUCAUUGGAGCCGUCUGUCUUCCUUAACGCGCUGAACCAGGGAGAGACUCAGCGAAUGGCGGGCGUUACGGAUGCAGAAACAGGGAAUCGGUCGCGAGAAGCUGCGGAGAUGGGGUCAAAGCGGGAAAAGGCGUCAAAGAAGAAGGAGGAGAGGAAGCUGAAAAAAGCCGCGCUGAAUGGUGGAUCGGAUGAAGCAGUGGCGAGCGUUGCGACUGCAGAAGCGGGAAAACAGUCGCAGUCACCAGAGAAGGGAGAUAUGGAGGAGGGUAAUCGGGAGAAGGGCGAUCUGAAGAAAGGGUCAAAGCUAGAGAAGGGAGCAAAGCUUGAGAAGGAGUCAAAUCGCAAGGAAUGCGCUGAGGCUGCUGCAGCAGAGGAACAGUCAAAGCGGAAAAAGGGGUCAAAGCGGGAGAGGGAGUCAAAAGGGGGUAAGGGAUCGCAACGGAAGAAGGCAUUGAGUAGCGGCGGUAAUGCUGAUGAGGCAGCGACAGACGGUCAGGAUUCAGCAGCAGGUGCCAAGGAGGCAGCAGUGGAGGCAGAGGGUCGAGGUGAGGGGUCUAAGCGGGGGAAGAAGGGGUCAAAGCGGAAGAGAUCUGCGAGAGGCGACGUGGACGCUAGCAGCGGCGGGGACGAGGCAUUGACAGGUGUUGAGGCUGCAGCAGAGGCGGAGCAGUCACUUGGGAAGGAAAAAAGGAAGAAGACGAAGCGGAAAGGAGCUGUGUGUGAUGGGUCUGCUAGUGAGGCAGCUGGAGGUGCUACGGUUGCAGCAGAAGCGGAGCAAUCACCUAAGAAAACGAAAAAGAAAAAGAAGAAGCAGAAGCUGGCUGUGCAUGAGGAGGCGAAUGAGGCAGCCAAUGAGGCAGCUGCCGGUGAUAAGACUGCAGCAGAAGCGGAGGAAUCACGUGUGAAAAGGAAGAAAAAUAAGUCAAAGCUGAAAGGAGCUGUGGACAACGGGGUUGUUAGUGAGGCAGUGACAGGCGCUGGCGUUUCAGCAGAGGCGUUGCAAGCACAUGGGACGAAGGAAGAGAAGAAGUCAAAACGGAAACGGACUGAUGAUGGCGCUGCCAGUGAGGCUGCUGCAUGUGAUAGUGCAGCAGCAGAAGCAGACCAAUCGCGCGUGGGGAAGAAGAAAAAGAAGAAGCCGAAGCGGGAACGAGUUGCGAGCGAUGGGGGGAAGGAGGAAGAGACUGGUGCUGAGUUUGCAGAGGAAAUUGCUCAGGAGCAUGAUGCAUCAUUAGCAGGUGGUACUGAGGUGGCAGCAGCAGAGGAAGGGUAUCAGGUGAAAGGGGGAAAAGGGGAGUCAAAGCAAGAAAAGGGGUCAAAUCGGGAGAAGACAAAACGGAAGAGAGGGGAAAACGGUAACGAGGAGACCAGCAGCAUCGGGAAUGGUGCAGCGGCAACGGAAGGGGCUGGGAUUGCAGCGGCAGGGGAGCAGCCACGAGUGAGUGGGUCGAAGCGGGAGAAGAAUGCAGAACGGAAGAGAGCUUUGGGCAGUAACAGCGAUGAGAACGGUAGCUGGAGUGGUGGAGUGGCAGCAAAAAGGGUGGGGGUUGCGGUAGCAGAGGAAGAGCAACCAUUGGUGAAGGGAUUGAAACGGAGAAGAUUUUCAGUCCUCAGCGAAAGAAUAGGCUCUUUGAAGACAUCAAGUGACGCUUUUCAAGGGCUAUACAAAGGAGCUGAUAUUCUCUUGUUACGAUAUUUAUUUCCCAAACCCGAAGACAUCAGUCUGGAGACAUUAAUCCCGGUAAAAGAACGAGAUUCUAUACCUCGCCCGUCCUCGAUAGCCGAGCUUGAAUCAUCAACAGAUGCAAAAACCUCAGCAUCCAGGCGCACUCCCGUCCCCAUGUUCAAUUCCAUAUUCUCCGCUCUUCUUUAUUGUUUCGUGGGACUCGCCAUGGGUUUCAUAAACAAGGCCGUUUUGAUGCAAUGGCCGUACUCAAACUCUCUUCUCAUGCUCCAAAUGGCCGCAUCUGUGGUGAUCGUGUAUACUCUGGGCUGUAUAGGCCUAAUCGAAGUCCGACCAUUCGAUUGGGGUUCGGCGAGAUCGCUUUCCGGGGUAGUGUUCUUUUACAACGCCAACGUCGCUUUCGCGUUGGCAGCUGUUGAAGCUCUGAGCAUCCCAGUGUACCACGUGCUGAAGCGACUAACCCCUGUCAUGGUCCUCUGCGCGAAAUACUUGAUCGGAGAUGGCUCCCCACCUCUUGAGGUCUGCAUGUCAGUGCUCGCCGUUGUUUCAG
Messenger RNA from Closterium sp. Yama58-4, 4849 nucleotides. The record is from the annotation of a GenBank genome assembly. NCBI's taxonomy places the organism in Eukaryota, Viridiplantae, Streptophyta, Zygnematophyceae, Desmidiales, Closteriaceae.